Messenger RNA from Spinacia oleracea (spinach), 2315 nucleotides. RefSeq lists its product as uncharacterized. The record is from RefSeq and is a predicted model, not a curated record. Gene Ontology annotation, molecular function: protein binding. Bases 191 to 1822 code for a protein of 543 amino acids. The transcript has 11 exons. NCBI's taxonomy places the organism in Eukaryota, Viridiplantae, Streptophyta, Magnoliopsida, Caryophyllales, Amaranthaceae.
UUCACUUUACUCGUAGACAACAUAUAGAUUGAAAAGAGUGGUAUCAAGAUUUAUCAUCUGAAGCUGUCAAAGUCAAGGUCACUGAUCUCCGGUUCGGUCAAACCCCAAAUACAUUAUGCCAUGAACAAGUACUCACACAAAAUCAUCAUCCGCCAUUAUCAUCAUCGUUGUCGUUGUCGUUGUCGAAACCAUGAAUAAUAGCAGCACAACCACCAAUAGCACCACCAUCAACGGUGGUGUUUCUACUCCCGCCGUCGGACUCAAAACCUACUUUAAAACUCCUGAAGGCCGCUACAACCUCCAUUCCGAGAAGUCUCAUCCUUCUGCACUCCUCCAUUUUUCUCAUGGAAAAUCGGUUUCUCAGGUAACAUUAGUUAAUCUUAAGGAAAAAACAGCAUCAUCAACACCGACAUCAAGCUCAGGUUAUAGUGCAACAAGUAGCGUUAGAUCAGCUGCUGCUAAGUUGUUAGGCACGAACAAUGGUGGGCGAGCGCUUAGUUUUGUAGGAGUUAAUGGAGCGAAUAAAGCUGUUGCUGCGGCUACCAAAACCGCGUCACUCGGAGCCUCCAGUAAUGGUGGCAAUUUGCCAAUUACCAACUUUUAUGGUAAAGGAAUGUAUAUAAUAUAUAAUGUGGGAGACACUUUGUAUAUUAGCGACCUGAAUUCGCAGGAGAAGGAUCCCAUUAAAUCCAUACACUUUGCCAACUCAAAUCCCAUUUGUCAUACCUUUAAUCCUGAAGCUAAUGAUGGCCAUGACUUACUCAUAGGGUUGAACUCUGGAGAUGUCUACACGGUAUCCCUAAGACAGCAAUUGCAAGACAUUGGAAAGAAGCUUGUUGGUGCUCAGCAUUAUAACAAAGAUGGCUCUGUUAAUAACAGCCGCUGUACCAGUGUUGCAUGGGUUCCUCAAGGCAAUGGUGUUUUUGUUGUUGCUCAUGCUGAUGGAAACUUGUAUAUGUACGAGAAGGGGAAGGAUGCUACUGUUGAUUCGUCUUUCCCACUCAUCAAGGACCUGACUCAACUUUCUAUUGCACAUGCAAAAUCUAGUAAGAGCAAUCCGAUUGCAAGAUGGCACAUAUGUCAAGGUUCAAUCAACAGAAUUGCGUUUUCCACUGAUGGCACCCAUCUGGCUGUUGUUGGGAGAGAUGGCUUUUUAAGAGUAUUUGACUACCAUAAAGAACAGCUAGUCUGUGGAGGAAAAAGUUAUUAUGGUGCUAUUCUCUGUUGUGCAUGGAGUAUGGAUGGUAAAUAUAUUCUGACUGGUGGUGAGGAUGAUCUAGUUCAAGUUUGGAGCAUGGAAGAUCGCAAGGUUAUAGCGUGGGGCGAGGGGCACAACUCAUGGGUCAGCGGAGUUGCUUUUGAUCCAUAUUGGUCACCCCCUUCUUCGGAUAGCACUGGAGAAAAUGUGAUGUAUCGUUUUGGUUCUGUUGGCCAGGACACUCAAUUGCUUUUAUGGGAUUUUUCAAUGGAUGAGAUUGUAGUGCCUCUUCGUCGUUGUCCACCAGGUGGCUCACCCACAUACAGUACUGGAAGUCAAUCAGCUCAGUGGGAUAGUGUGGUUCCAUUAGGGUCUUUACAGCCUGCUCCAAGUAUGCGUGAUGUUCCAAAGCUUUCUCCACUGGUUGCUCAUCGUGUUUAUUCUGAACCUUUGUCGGACUUGGUCUUCACACAGCAAUCGAUCCUCACAGCAUGCAGAGAAGGGCAUGUAAAAGUUUGGACGAGACCCGUGUCUUUUGAAACCAUAUUAGCUGAUUCAGAAAGUCCUCUAAGUGCGAAAGAAAAGCUUCCAAUACCAAGUUCCAGUGGAUUUGACAGCAAGUGACAAAGUGGGGACAUUCAAUUGCGUAUACUGUUUUGAGUCUCAGAUUCCAGAUUUGGUGGUAGCACACAAUGUAUAAGCUGGUGCCACGAAGUUAAUCUACUAAAUGUAUCUGGGGUGUUUAUUACCAAUUCUGAAGGUUUGCUAGUUAGGUUUUUAGCUGCUGAAGGAGCUUAAGUGCAUAAUCGCUAGGUACUCAACGACAUUAGGGAUACUAACUGUAUAGGUGCAAAUAAUAGAGGUGCUGCUGAAAGUUUUUGAUAUGGUAGUUAGAAAUCCCGAUGUUUAGUAUGGACUGGUGGUAGACUGGUAGCCUAGGACGUUCCUCUAAGUCUCAGUCCUCUUUAACUUAUGCUGAAAACAAUAAUCUGUUGCACACUAAUUACUAGGUACUUCAAUCCCCUUGUCUGGCUUUAUCCUUGUUUAAUUAUUAUUGGAUUUUAAUAUAAUUUUAUUAGGUUUAUAUUCAGCAAAUUUUUUUUUGCUUGAGGUUUAA